Messenger RNA from Mirounga angustirostris (Northern elephant seal), 3369 nucleotides. It is a transcript of the gene LARGE2, whose product is annotated as LARGE xylosyl- and glucuronyltransferase 2. The record is from RefSeq and is a predicted model, not a curated record. Gene Ontology annotation, molecular function: glucuronosyltransferase activity; xylosyltransferase activity. The coding region runs from base 1215 to 3185 and encodes 656 amino acids. Gene Ontology annotation, biological process: protein O-linked glycosylation via mannose. Lineage: Eukaryota; Metazoa; Chordata; Mammalia; Carnivora; Phocidae. Gene Ontology annotation, cellular component: Golgi apparatus. The transcript has 14 exons.
CCUAUAAACAAGUCUGCAAGGUCAACUUCAGAGGAGUGCUAGGAAUAAAAUAAACCAAGGGAUGUGGAAGGAGGAGCCGGCGUCAGGAGAAUCUGGUAGAAUCCAGGCAGAAGGAACAUCAAGGGCAAAGUUCCCGGGCAGGAAGCCCUUAGAGAAGAACCGCAGGACACUUUGCCUUCAGCGAAGAGCCUGGGAAGGGGUCUGGGGAAGGGGUGGGUGUUCGAACAGGUCACUUCACUUCUUAGGGAAGGAUGAUGCCUGCAUCACAGGACUGAGGGGAGGGUUAACUGAGAUGAGGCUCGUCAAACCUCAGCACCGGGCCUGGCACGGAGAAUGUGCGCUCAGCCAACCGCGACUCUUGUCGCUCAGGGGCCAGAGCGCCCACCACUCCCUCCAGGGCCGAGGCCGGGCUGCGGGGUGCGAGGUGGGGCAGAGUGAGAAAUCCAGUCUCAGCCCCAGUCCCCCGGUCUAGGCAAGGCGGCGGGGGGAGGAUGCCGAUCCCGGUGCCCGCGUCAGGGAGGCCCCUUGCCAGCUCCCGGGCAGGACACGACCUUCGCAGGGCGGCUUUGUCCGGGCCGCGCAGCCAGGCGGGCCGGGCCUCCCGAAAGGCAGCGGGGGUGGAGCGGCCCCGGAGCUCCAGGUGCUCCGCAGCUCCCGGGCAGGGCUCGGCCGGCCCCGCCUCCAGUGCCCAGAGCAGGUGUCCCUGGCCCUCGAGGCCCCGCAUUCCACUCCUUCCUCCUGAGCCCCGCCAUCCCUUUGAUCCCGGGGUCACGGGCCCCUCCCCCGUUGGGAGGUUAAGGGCAGGAGAUGGGGCCUCAGAGCUGGGAAGAGGGGGAUGGGCUCAGGGCAGGUGACGGGACCGGGCCUUCCUGGGUGCCUGCCCCUGCUCCCUCCAGGCAUCCUGGGGGUUCCCCGGGUUCCUCCCGGGCUUGGGGGGGUGGUCGUCCGAUGCCGGGGCAGGGGCGGGGCCAGUUCUCCUCGCCCACCUCCCCCCACCCCCCUGGGGCCUCCCCGCCCCUUUGGGCUCAGCCAAGCGGAGGUGAAACCUGAACCCAGGUUGGGGGCGGGGCUGGCCUGCGCUUCCACCCCCUUCCCCUGCACCCCGGCCGGCUUCUGAAAGAGGAAGGUCGGGGUCCCCGGGCCGUUGGAACAGGGACAGCGAUGGAGCCCGCAGCCCGGGGUGGAGCCCCGCCCUGAGCGACCCGCCGGCAGCCAUGCUGCCCCGAGGGCGCCCCCGGGCGCUGGGGGCCGCGGCGCUGCUGCUCCUGCUGCUUCUGAUCGGCUUCUUCCUGUUCGGCGGGGACGUGGAGUGUGAGCGCGGCGAGCGAGGAGGCGAGCGGAGGGGCCCGGGAUCCUUCCCCUGCCCACUGACGCCACGUGUCUCUGCAGACGGGCGGCCGCGGGGGGCUGCUGCCGUCGACGGAGACCCGUCUGCGGACCGCGGGGGCCGCAACCGCUCGGACUGCGUCCCGCCGCGGCCGCCGCUGCCCAAGUGCGAGCUCUUGCACGUGGCCAUCGUGUGUGCGGGACAUAACUCCAGCCGAGACCUGGUCACCCUGGUGAAAUCUGUGCUCUUCUACAGGAAAAAUCCACUGCACUUCCAUUUGGUGACUGAUGCCAUGGCCAGGAACAUUCUGGAGAUGCUCUUCCACACGUGGAUGGUGCCCGCUGUCCGGGUCAGCUUCUAUGACGCGGAGGAGCUCAAGCCCCAGGUCUCCUGGAUCCCCAACAAGCACUACUCUGGCCUGUACGGGCUAAUGAAGCUAGUGUUGCCUGCUGCCCUGCCCCCUGAGCUGGCCCGUGUCAUUGUCCUGGACACAGAUAUCACCUUCGCCUCUGAUAUCGCAGAGCUCUGGGCACUCUUUGCUCACUUUUCUGACGAGCAGGUGAUCGGUCUUGUGGAGAACCAGAGCGACUGGUACCUGGGCAACCUCUGGAGGAACCACAGGCCCUGGCCUGCCUUGGGCCGGGGAUUUAACACAGGCGUGAUCCUCCUGCGGCUGGACCGGCUCCGGCAGGCUGGCUGGGGGCAGAUGUGGAAGCUGACGGCCACGCGGGAGCUCCUCACCCUGCCCGCCACCUCCCUGGCAGACCAGGACAUCUUCAAUGCCGUAAUCAAGGAGCACCCGGGGUUGGUGCAGCCUCUGCCUUGCGUCUGGAACGUUCAGCUGUCAGACCACACGCUGGCUGAGCGCUGCUACUCGGAGGCGUCCGAUCUCAAGGUAAUCCACUGGAACUCACCCAAGAAGCUGCGCGUGAAGAACAAGCACGUGGAAUACUUCCGCAACCUCUACCUGACCUUCCUGGAGUAUGAUGGGAACCUGCUGCGAAGAGAGCUCUUUGGGUGCCCCAGCCCGCCCCCAGCUGGGGCCGAGCAGGUGCAGCGGGCCCUGGCACAACUGGAUGAGGAAGACGCCUGCUUUGAGUUCCGGCAGCAGCGGCUCACCGUGCACCGUGUGCACGUCACCUUCCUGCCCCACGAACCGCCGCCCCCCCGGCCUCACGAUGUCACCCUGGUGGCUCAGCUCUCUAUGGACCGCUGUCCUGGGAGGUGCUCCAGCCGGGCUGACCACCGCCCUCGCCCCAGGCUGCAGAUGCUGGAAGCCCUGUGCCGGCACUGGCCGGGCCCCAUGAGCCUGGCCUUGUACCUCACAGACGCAGAGGCCCAGCAGUUCCUGCGUUUCGUCGAGGCCUCGGCAGUGCUCUCUGCCCGGCAGAACGUGGCCUACCACGUGGUGUACCGCGAGGGUCCCCUCUACCCCGUCAACCAGCUGCGGAACGUGGCCUUGGCCCAGGCCCUCACGCCUUACGUCUUCCUCAGCGACAUUGACUUCCUGCCUGCCUAUUCCCUCUACGACGACCUCAGGGCCUCCAUUGAGCAGCUGAAGCUGGGCAGCGAGCGGAGAGCGGCUCUGGUAGUGCCGGCGUUUGAGACCCUGCACUACCGCUUCAGCUUCCCCAGUUCCAAGGCCGAAGUGCUGGCCUUGCUGGACUCCGGCUCGCUCUACACCUUCCGGAAUAUGAGCUCCUGGUGCUGCCCGAGGCCUUCACCGUUCACCUGCCACACGGCCCAAGCCUGGACAUCUCUCACUUCCGCUCCAGCCCCACCUAUCGCGACUGCCUCCAGGCCAUCAAGGAUGAGUUCCACCAGGACUUGUCCCGUCGCUAUGGGGCCGCUGCCCUGAAAUACCUCACUGCCCUGCGGCAGCCCCGAAGCCCCGCCUGACCUGACUCUGGCCAUUAUGGAGUAUGGGGCGGGCUUGGGAGAGCUGUCCCAGAAGAGCUGCGGCGACAAGCGCCUGCCUCCCUCCUGUGGGCCAGGCACGUGAUGGGCCAAGAUCUCCGAUGAGGGCACACACCUGACAAAAU